ACACGCCCUUUCUUCUCAUUUUGACCAAUGAGAGCGAUGCAGAGGCGGACAUUUUCUGACGGACAGCCAAUCUCGUCUCACGUUUGUAAUACGUUUUCGUCGCAUUAGUUACAUCCGGGUGAAGACUUUAGGUGUUUACGUGGUAGCUGCUGGCCGUCGGUGUUCAGGAUGUUCAGGUCGCUUCGGGUGCUGCUGCAGGUGCUAUGGGCCCAGCUGCUCUGUGGGUGGGUUCUGGGCUCCGAGCUAACCUUCGAGCUGCCUGACAAUGCCAAACAGUGUUUCUACGAGGACAUCAUCAUCGGCACCAAGUGUACGCUGGAGUUUCAGGUCGUAACGGGCGGCCACUACGAUGUGGACUGCCGCCUGGAGGACCCAGACGGCACUACGCUCUACAAGGAGAUGAAAAAGCAAUAUGACAGUUUUACCUUCACGGCAGGCAAGAACGGCACCUACAAGUUCUGCUUCAGCAACGAGUUCUCCACCUUCACACACAAGACCGUUUACUUCGAUUUCCAAGUUGGCGAUGACCCUCCCCUCUUCCCCAAUGAGAACAGAGUCACCGCUCUCACUCAGAUGGAAUCAGCCUGCGUGUCAAUCCACGAGGCCCUGAAGUCCGUCAUAGACUACCAGACGCACUUCCGCCUCCGCGAGGCGCAGGGACGCAGUCGGGCGGAGGACCUGAACACCCGCGUUGCCUUCUGGUCUAUCGGAGAGGCGCUCAUCCUGCUUGUGGUCAGCAUCAGCCAGGUGGUCCUGCUUCGAAGUUUCUUCUCCGACAAGAAGACCACCAUGACACGAGUCGGAUCGUAACGGCCUUUGAGCUGCAGGCUCUGGUUGGGUUCAUCACUUUUCGUUUGUACCUGGGCGGGUGUGCGUAGCAUAGAGCGAGUAAGAACGGCAGUGGCGAGGUGAAGGUUUGAUCAUAUCAAUAAGAAAUUUCCUCCUCGGUUCGCUCUGUUGUUCUUACAAAUUUUAUGCGGCUAUGUCUUUUGGGGGGUUGGGGGGGGGGGGUCAAGGGAAGGACAUGAGGGCUUGAUGGUCUGGUUAUUUAAAACAGGUCAAGGUGGUCCUGUGGUUUAAAACAAACCUUAAGUUGUUAUGUUCUUGUUGUAUUUGUGUGGUUUUUUUUGGAUAGUCCUCCAUCUUUUACCCUUCCCUAUCUGCUGCAUUUUCAGAGUGCAAUUUGUAGAAAACCAAAUGAUGGACGUUGGGACAAAAUGUACUCAUAAUGUUAGGAUUUUAUGGAUAUUUCUGCAUCUCUGAAAUCACACUCAAUCCAAAGGGUUCUUUUCCACAAAAGUUUAAUAUGGUCAAAGAAAAAUCUCUUGGAAUUCGACAAACAUUUGUUGUAUUAAAUGAGAUUUGGUUGUUGGUUUAAGUUAUUUGAGUAGACUGUGCCAUAGAGAGACCAUCGUUUCAUACUAAUUUGACACUAUUGUACAAAACUGUGGUUUGGAUAUUUGUCACGCCUAACUAACCAAAUAUCUCUUAAAGGAGUCAUUGGUACAUCUGUUUAAUUUUCAUUUCAAUUUACUCCAUAUUCCAUCAGGAAACUAACUGCUUGAUUUAUCACCAAGGUAAAAUUAAAGAGUUGUUUUAUUUGAAUUGUGCUUUUUGUGUGUAGAGGUGGUGAAGUAAACUAUUUUAAGUCCACAAGCUUCUGCUAUAUUUCUUUCCUUUUUUUUUUCUUUUUUCUUUAGUGGUUUAUGUUGUACUGCCUUUCCUGUUUUAAAGCUUAACAGCAUAUUUAUCCUGUAGCCCGGUGGUGUCUUUUUUUUUUUUUUUAGUUUUAUCCAACGCUGUUGUAAAUUUAUGUUUAAAAGGUAUAAUUUCAACAACAAUAUUUUCAUUAUUACUGGGUUAAAAUUGUAUUUUGACUCUUUGUUGUGCUGGCUAAUUGGAUUGUUUACAAAAUAAACAGUAAAAAAUGGACACAAUCAUUAAAAA
Messenger RNA from Fundulus heteroclitus (mummichog), 1947 nucleotides. It is a transcript of the gene tmed7, whose product is annotated as transmembrane p24 trafficking protein 7. NCBI's taxonomy places the organism in Eukaryota, Metazoa, Chordata, Actinopteri, Cyprinodontiformes, Fundulidae. The record is from RefSeq and is a predicted model, not a curated record. The transcript has 4 exons. Gene Ontology annotation, cellular component: endoplasmic reticulum; Golgi apparatus; COPII-coated ER to Golgi transport vesicle. The coding region runs from base 169 to 810 and encodes 213 amino acids. Gene Ontology annotation, biological process: endoplasmic reticulum to Golgi vesicle-mediated transport; intracellular protein transport; Golgi organization.